This is a messenger RNA of Nylanderia fulva, 1203 nucleotides long. Lineage: Eukaryota; Metazoa; Arthropoda; Insecta; Hymenoptera; Formicidae. The record is from RefSeq and is a predicted model, not a curated record.
AUGUACGUAGAGUUCAUGCAAAAGUACAAGGAACUGCGACAUAUGAUGCUUGCACCAGCGCCAGCUGAGCCACAACGAGGUACCUGUUACCUGCCGCAUCACGGGGUCCUGCGUCCGGACAGCACUUCCACUAAGCUGAGGGUCGUGUUCAACGGCUCGAGCUCCUUGCCGAACGGGGACUCUCUCAACCAAUUUCUUCUGACUGGACCGAAUCUGCUUCCUGCGCUGGCUGACAUCCUGCUGCGUUGGCGACGCCACAGAUACGUCUUCGCUGCCGAUAUCGAAAAGAUGUAUCGGCAGAUCCUAGUGCAUCCGGACGAUCGAAGCCUGCAGCGAAUCCUGUGGAGAGACUCUAAGAACGACGUCCAGGAGUUCUGGCUAUGCACGGUCACUUACGGGCUCUCAUGCGCCCCGUAUCUGGCCAUCCGUACCUUACGCCAACUCGCCGAGGACGAAGAGCAUCGCUUUCCGAAAGGCGCCGACAUCCUGCGGAGCGAUGUCUACAUGGAUGACAUCCUGUCCGGUGCCGAGAAUCAAGAGGAAGCAGAAUCUAUGGUGAGGCAGCUGACAAAUAUAUGCACGGCGGGCGGGUUCACACUAAAAAAGUGGUCUACAAACGCCUCCUACCUGCUGAGCCUCGUGGAACCGGACGCGCGCCUGCAACAAGAGGCCAGAUGGUGGCUGCCCGGCGAGAGUCAUUCCACUCUCGGCCUUCGAUGGCAACCGUGCGACGACCGCUUCGCCUUCGCCACCCACCGGAUCACUCUCUCAGCGGUCACCAAAAGGUCGGUCCUUUCUUUGACGGCCAAAUUAUUCGAUCCACUCGGCUGGCUGUCUCCAACGACUGUGCUGGCCAAAAUCAACAUCCAGGCUACCUGGCUACUAGGUCUCGACUGGGACGCGUCUCUGCCAAGCGAGGAAGCCAGAAAAUGGCUGCGAUUCCAGGAGGAGCUAGCGGCAUUGGAGAAACUAGUCGUGCCUUGUUGGUUAGGAGCCCUAGCUGACUCCCAUCAAGAGGUUCACGGAUUUGCCGAUGCCUCCGAACGUGCCUACGCCGCAGUCAUCUACCUGCGAACAAACACAAACGGAGUUAGGAGAGUGACUUUAUUAGCUGCGAAGACCAAGCUCGAUUGGUCGCCCACGUCGUGCCUCUUAUUGGCGCAGAAAAGGCGCCUCUCCAUCUGUGGUCGGAUUCCACCGUGA